Molecule: messenger RNA, 960 nt
Organism: Cadophora gregata
Lineage: Eukaryota; Fungi; Ascomycota; Leotiomycetes; Helotiales; Ploettnerulaceae
Exons: 5
Coding region: 1-960 (319 amino acids)
Biological process (GO): mycotoxin biosynthetic process
Source: RefSeq, a predicted model, not a curated record
AUGGUCGGGAGGCUCGCAACCGGAGAUUUGUAUGAGGAAAUGUUGCUUCUUAGACACAAACUAACGCUUUCUCCCACCCUCCAAUGCAGUGCGAAUUUUGCAACCUCUUACUGUCCCCCUUCUUCUCAAACAAAUAUUUCUCACCGAUUCGACAUCAGCAAGAUGGCUUAUCCAAGAUACGCACUUGUAGCAUCAGCAGAGGAGAGUAUCCCAUUGGGGAGGCUUGAUUCUUCAAGCGAUGACUCGAAAGACAUCAAGAGAGCCCUUCAAAGGCUUAGAUACCGGAGGAUGUAUGCCGUCUCAUCAGGGCUGAUUCUCUCAAUGUUUUUGAACAUGAAUCUUCUACUUUCACUCGCAGCCCACGAUGGAUUCAGUCAUGCGCCUUACUCACCUGCUUCAACUAUAUUACGUAACAAUAAAGUCGUUUUUUCGAGUGGAUUUGGAAUAGAGCAGUCUCCAUUUCAAGGUCAGCCAAAUGAGCUUAACAACAAGCUAUGGGAAAGCCUCUACAAUUUUGGAAUCACAAGGAUAAGCACUGAAGAAGCCCGUCCAAUGCCAAACAAAACUUUGCCAAUUCCAGGAGACAAAGGAGGCUAUGUUGUGCAGCUCUCUGUUUUUCAUCUCUUACACUGUCUGAACCUCGUAAGACGCGGCUUGUACGGAGAAGUUGACAUGUCUAACAAUGACGACUCAUUGGGGAUAGAGCAUCUUGAUCAUUGCGUCGACCAUAUCAGGCAAAGCAUUAUGUGCUCUAGUGAUGUUGCCCCAUUGACGUUCGCUCGUCGAUCUAUGGACGAGAAACCGAAAGCUGUAGCCGAGGUUCUUCAUGGCUGCCGUGACUUCUCCGCCGUACAGAGGUGGGCGCUGCAGAGACAGAUCUCUUUGGAAGUGGAUUUUGAUACUGUUGUGACAGAUGAUCCACUCGGUUGGGGCUCAUAUCAAUACUCGCCUGGGGCAUGA